CGCGCUGCCAUGCCCUGCCUGGCAUCCUUCCAGCCYGAGGCAGGGGCUCGUCCUCUGCCUCGGGAGAGAGCCGAGGCCCAAGCGCGACGGUUCCGGUGCCUAUGGCCCGUGCCAGCUGAACUCUGCCAGCCCUACAGGGAAGGCAGAGUCAAGGCUGGGCCUUGGCGUUCCCUUUGUCGCGGGUUUGUUCUGAGGACUGCAGAAACAGACCCGCAAGUGUUGGGAGGUGCAGGCUGUAGCUGCUUGUGUAUCUUGACAGAAAGCUUGCUUGACUGAGAAAUGAGUAUGAGCUGCGGCGUGGAUCCCUGGGCUCUCAGACCCAUCUUCACUGAGCCUGGCUUGGUUGAGGUUGUGUAAUGAGCAGGAGUGAAAAAGCUGCUGGAGAAAUUGCAGUUCAUAUACUGGAUUUCUGUGUGCCGAACAGUGUUUCCUGUUUUGGAGGACAAAUGCUUUUGUGAACUUCUGUGAUUUAUCCAGAUUCCCAAAUAUGACCUAUUUCUGUUUUAAUGCGGUUCGGAUUUUAAUUGGAUUUUUUUUCUUGUACUUUGCUUAUGUCUCUUCAACUUUAUUGUGUUGAUCUUAACACUAGUUCCGUUACUUAAUUUUCAUGUGUAGGGUUGAUUUUGUUAGGAAAUAAGUAAGAUAGCUGUGUAUCUUCCUUUAAAAAAUUGUUGUUUGGAAAUCCAUAAAAGCUGAAGAGUGUUCUUUUUGAAUAGGUUUGAGUUGCAAAAUUUGGCAAGUGUUGUGGUGUUAAGUAGCUGCUGUUCAGAGGGUGCGUGKUGGAUUUCAGCCAUGAUGGCCUCUGCUUCAGUGACCUUGAGUUUUAGUCUAGGUUUGAAAAUGGUUGAACGAAAUGUACUCUUUUCUUACAUGGUCUAGCAUAUCACAGUAUGAAAUAACUCUUUUUUAUUACUAAGUUUAAGCUUUUUAGUUUAGUAACAAAACUGCUGAAAUUGAAGUGAUGAAGCAUAACGUAUUCAAAGUUACAAGGYGAUGGUAAUUUGUAGUUGCUACAGAUUCUGGGGAAGGGGGAGUAGAYAGUUUAAUGUGGAAUAUACCUGCACCCUGGUAAGUUACUUAUACAGUUAAAAAGUUGCACCUGAAUGYGUUUUAAGUUGAGUAGCAAAUAUUUGUAUUCUGUUAUUAUUUUAAGGGAAAUCCAACUGAAUCUCUUUUUUUCUUAAGGGAUAUUUUUCCCCUGCAAGUUCUGUCAAAAUAUUUAGAAGUGCUGUAUGUUCAUGCACAUCCCAUUAUCUGAGUCGUCACACACCAGGUUUUGAUAAAAAGUCACGACAAGCAUGGUAUUUAUAAGGAAAGGAAAAUUUAAGGAGAAAUUUUUCUGUGUAAGGAAAAUUUAACAAAACGAAGAACCAAGCAACAUGGCAUUUUUAAGAGAGAAAUAACAGUUGCAGAAAAUAGGAUUUAACGACUGGACUUCAGGAGUCCCUGUCUAAGAAGCUUGUCAUUUCUUUGAGAAGAURCAAGUGAUUGAAAACACUGAAAGCAAGGCAGCAGUUUACAUCAGGAGAGGUUUCCAUGAGRGGAUUUCAGGUUAUGGAAAAGAAGCAAUAUUCUGUGCACAAAUCAACAAAAGUUCAUGUCAGKUAUCAUGUAGGAUCYGGUUUUUGUAUUUGGCACUUAAUGUGUAUCACUUUUGCAUACAAAAAUUAAAGUUCAUUACUUUCACAUAAUACUGUACAAAUACAGAAAGGUUCUUUUAGUGAAAUUAAGAUGUAAGGCUGCAAUACAACUGAUUUUCAGAGGUAUUUUAGUAUCUGCUUCUAAACCAGUUUCAUAUACUUCUCAUGGGGAAACCUGYGAUUGUUGAGCAGGUUUUUCUGUUACAGUUUUGUCAUAUGACCAGCAGUAGGGAUGUGGUCCCAGAGGUACAGAAGCUGUGUUUAGCCUUGAGGUUCUUGUUGCAGGAAGGGCGUGAACUGGAGGAAGUUUCUGGAUUCCAUUGAUGCUUGGYUGUACCACCAGUGUAGCUUUAAUAGCUCAUUGCUCAACUGAGUGAUGAAGCUGUAGGAAGACUCUGGAGUAAAGGGAACUUUCGACAUUUCAGCUCAAGAAGGCUCAUUGUGUGCUCAACAUUGCCUGAAUAAUUUGCUGCAAGGGGAAUACUUCAGUCCUGUUGAGUUAUCCUCUAUAGCUCAGCAGUUGGAUGAGGAAGAAAGGAUGAGAAUGGCAGAAGGAGGAGUAUCUAGUGAAGAAUACAGAACAUUUUUACAGCAGCCUUCUGUAAAUAUGGAUGAUAGUGGAUUCUUCUCAAUUCAAGUUAUAAGCAAUGCCUUGAAAGUGUGGGGUUUAGAACUAAUCCUCUUCAACAGCCCAGAGUACCAGAGACUUGGGAUCGAUCCUAUAAAUGAAAAGUCAUUUAUUUGUAAUUAUAAGGAACACUGGUUUACAGUUCGAAAGUUAGGAAAACAGUGGUUUAACUUGAACUCUCUCUUGAUGGGUCCAGAACUAAUAUCAGAUACAUAUCUUGCACUUUUCUUGGCUCAAUUACAACAGGAAGGUUAUUCCAUAUUUGUAGUAAAAGGUGACCUGCCAGACUGUGAGGCUGAUCAGCUACUGCAGAUGAUUAGGGUACAGCAGAUGCAGCGACCAAAACUAAUUGGAGAAGAGGCAGCACAGUCAAGAGAUCACAGGCUACCCAGAAGUGAUGUGGACCAAGCAAUAGAAGUUAACCAUCCUUUUGAUGGAACAGGCAUUUUAGACGAAGAUGAAGAGAAUUUUCAGAGAGCCCUGGCUCUAAGUAGGCAGGAAAUUGAUAUGGAGGAUGAAGAAGCUGAUCUUCGCAGAGCCAUUCAGCUCAGCAUGCAAGGUAGCCGUCGAAGUGAGCUCUCAGGCUCAUUAUCACAGAAUGUUCCUCAGUCGUCUCACAGCAGUCAGACAGACUCCCUUUCUUCAGAAGAGCUGCGAAGGAGAAGACAAGCAUACUUUGAAAAGCAGCAACAACAGCUACAGCAGCAAGAUCAGACCCCAAACCUACAGGAAAAGGCAACUCUUAGCUCAAGCGCCCCAGAAGCUGGCCCAGGAGGUGAUAUGAGCGAAGAAGACAUGCUUCAAGCAGCCAUGAAUAUGUCUCUGGAAUCUGUUAGAAACCACUUGAAUGCAGAAGAGGAGAAAUAACAUCAUUUUUUCCUCUCUUACUGUCAAAACGCUAAGUCUCCAUUAAAAUUCUACUCUGUGAAUGUUGCACAAGCAGGGUUCAUUUCAGAGUUCUGGAAGCAGGAAUGAAAGGGGGGCUGUGGGAUGUCAGUUUAAAGAGGAUCUGCAAAUAUGAAAAAGAUUGCACUAAUUUAUAAAACUGUAGCACUCCUACUACAAAACAUUGCUCCCGAGAGUAGUGGUGUUAAAAAUACUGAAACUAUUAACCCAAACAAAGUUAGACAAGGGUAGCAGCUGUAACUUGCAUUUAAGAAUAAGUUUAAAUUGUUUUGAACUAUUCGGUAGAAGAUAUAAAUGGUGCUGAAAACAGCAUCAACUGAUUUUCUUUACUACUAAUGGAAAAACAGAUACAAGUAAUAAGUUAYGCUCAUAAAUUCUUUAUAAUAGAUUCCUCUAAAAUGGGGAGAGUAAAUUCUGUUCAUCUUAAAUAAUUUAUUUUGGGRUUAUUAUGAAUGACUUAACGUCAACUUUUUUAUCCUGCUGUCCACUUUUGAAAUGAUCCAUUCUGCAGGAGAAAAAAGAAUCCAUAAAUUUCAUACUUUUCAAUUCAAGACAAAAUUUUCAGUGUAUUGUUGAUUAUAAUGUUACUCCUGAGUCUUUUAGUGAUUUCUGACUUUCUAACACUUUUCAGUUUUACUUCCAAUUCCAAUUGUAAAAUUUUAGUUUAACAUACAUUUUUAAUAUGCUGUCUUUUAGCAGAUAACUUGCCUUAUUUGGGGGUUUUUGAUGUUCUUGUUUGUUUUUAAUUAUUGCUUUCUUARGUUCUUUCUUGUUAAGCCACUGUCUUUUUACUACAAAAGUAGCAUAUACUCAGUUGGGUUGAACAGGUUUUCUUUUCUACCUCUUCCAGUGUCUUUUGCUCUUCAAGCUCAACCCUUCAUUCUGGCCUUUCRGUAUGAAAGAGCUGUAACUGAGUCUAGGAGGAAGUAGGAGGGGAUUUAGGUGCCAUAAAGUCAGUGCCACACAAAUAAGGUGCAUUCCUGCCAUCUGAAAUGACCCCUGUGCAAGUAGCUGUUUUAAGAAUGAGUAUUUAUGCCUGUGUGGAUGUACUUUCUGAAAUGCUUUCUAUGAGCGUCUGUCAGAAUGUUGCAGUUUUUUCAGAAAUGGCCUUUAUUCACGCACCUUACAAUUUUUUAUCAUGCUGUUUCUGAUCCUGAGAAAAAUUGGGGAGCAAAGUAUGUGAGAUAGCUUAUGCUAUUGGUUGUAAGACAUUUGCAUUGAUAUCUAUCUAGGAUGAAUGUGUAACAGGGUGACCAAGCCUGACUUUGAACUUCAGUGCAACAGAAGAGAGAUGUUUCGUUUGCCUAAAUGGUGCUUGAAAUACAAAUUCUGUUUACAUAUAAAUUAUAUGGAAAUAUGUUGUAGAUAGAGUAUAUAAGCUGUAGUCCAAUUAAAGCAUUAACAUUUAGCACAGGCAUUCUAAGAAUCUKUCAAAGAUAACCCCAAGUUUCUUUAUCAAAAUAUUCUGAAGUGACAUCUGUGCACAAUAGUAACAUUUAAUUAAAAUUACUAGCAAAUACACAUUCAGCAUCAAGUAGUACUGUCCAUGAAAGGGCUCUUACCUCUCAGUAAAGAUUUGUUUACAGCAAUGAUUUCCUGAUAGCUUAGGAUAUUAUUAUGUUAUACAUAAUUGGGCUUAAUUCUGCUUUUCUUAUCCAUGUACUGGAUUUUCACCAAUGUCACCAGAACCACUGGUAUGUAUAAGACAUGUCUUAAUGUGGAUUUUGACGUGAGACAGCACUACUUUUUAAAAACUGAUUUUUGUCUUGYUUUAAUAAUUCUGUCAUGCACAUUAUAAUUAUUUAUAAUGUCUCAAAUUAAUAUAGCUGAACAAUGACUUUAAAAGUCCUUGUGUGCAUAUGCUAUUUUGAAAUGUGAUAUUUUUCAGGAUUUGAUUUUUUGCUUGCAGUUUGAAAUUUCUGUUUYAUAGCAAGAAAGGUGUCUAAAAUGCUGAUUUUUUUUUUCUCAUCUGUCAAUUAACCACAGCUUAAUUUUCCUUGUUUUGUUGUGCCAUAAACUAAUUCUGAAAUAAGACUCAUUUUUAUAAAUAGGUGUAGACURGCAAUCUGAUGCCAGUACAUGGAACUCAAACUUUUUAUUCUUUAUUGUAAGAAUAUAAUUAAAAUGUAUUAUAGCUAUAGCUCUCACAGUAAUAAUCUCAGCCCUUUAAAUUGCAUCGACUGUAACCCAGGCCAACUGAAUGAUUUUAUAAUCACUAAAACAUGGAGGUUUGCCUUUGAACUUUGAUGUCACUGAAACUUCACGUCGUAAGUCAGUUCAUCACCCAAGUGUUUUUAAAUGGAAGGAAUAUKAAGUGUCAGUGCCUGAAAACCCAACUGAGUCAGUGAUCACAGGAGUAACCAUUUCCCUUUCUGUGUAGAAGCCUUGUCACUCAACAAAUACUAGUUUGAUUUUUAAAGAAAUGUCAAGUUGAAUGAUGUAGACAUAAGUGUCUAUAUAAGCAGUUACAAGAUUUAAGCUACAUCUGUUAAUUCAUGGGAUUGUGUCACUGGAAAAGACCUGCAAGAAUCCAACCAUUAACCCAGCCAAGUCCACGACUAAACGUCAUGUCCCUAAGCRUCCUACACCUCUUUUAAAUAGCUCCAGGGAGGGGACUCAGCCACUUGCUUGGGCAACCCUGUUCCAAUGGUGGACAACCCUUUCAGUGAAGAAAUACUCCCUGAAUCUCCGCUAGUGCAAACUGAGGCCAUUUCCUCUCAUCUUGUCACUUGUUACCUGGGAAAUGAGGCUGACACCUACCUCACUACAACCUCCUUUCAGGACUUGUAGGGAGUGACAGAGUCUCUAUUUGAACUGUACCUAAGGAAAAGACUAAUACUGAUUGCUGGCAGUACAUAUUUUAUAACCCAGGCCUCAAGUUCAAAAUGUGUGGACUUGACAAGAAGCUGUCAAUAAAACACUGAUGUCAUUUUUUGGCGUGCAUUCUUUCAGUGAUAAGUAGUUCUCAAUGUAGCUUAACCGUACUUCUAAGGUGUUUACUAAUGUAGAGCAUACUCCUGGUAUUAUCUACCCUCUCAAGUGGAWGGGUUGGGGAUUUUUUCCCUGUGUUACAGCUUUAGGCCGAAGUCCAGUGUGAGGGAGCAGACUUUGACUUUUUACUUUUUUUUUUUUAAUUACAGAAUAAUAUUUGAGGGAAUUUCAGACUUCAUUCAUCCAACAGGUUUUUAGUAUGAUCCAGUGAAUAGUCCAUGUGACAUAAUUUAUGGUUUUCUGCCACUAGAAAUCGAAGGGGCAGGGGGACUGAGUGAUACAUUAAAUAUCUUCCAAAAUUACUUCUGUAAGUAUAAGUCUGCAAACUGCUUUUCACUGUUUUACAGUGAGGACAGGAGGAACAAGAGUUGCAAUGCAGUCAUGCUUGCAUGCAAUCCUUGUUAGGCACAGCAAGUACAAAUAUCAGCUGUUUAAAUGCUUACAUUUUUCUAGAUUUAAAACUAAUCUGAUACAAUACUAGCAUAGUUUAACUUUGGGCUCCCUGUGCCCUUUGAACUGCAGCAAAUUUAAGUGUAAUUUUCAGCUAAGGUACUCUUCUUGUCAUACUUUAUUACUUUGCAGACUACUUGAAAAUAACCAAUACAAAUUUAAAUCAAUUACGUGUUUUUAUGUUGGGCUAUUGCUUUUAUUACAAACUUAUGGAAUGGUGGGGGGCCAUUCAGAAUGGUUUCUGUGGGUGUCUAGUAGACUAAUAUUAUCAUUUGCAAGCUGCUUUUAUUACGAAACUGACAGACUUUAACAUGUUUUUGUUAAUUUUUAACAGUUGUAAAAUGUCACAUCUUCUAGAAUUAUUGAUUUAAAUAAUAAUGAAAAUAUGAAAAUGGUGGCCUUUGUACUGAAAAAUACAGCAUAAAGGAAUAGGAUCAAAAAACUAGAACUCAGACUAACAAAGAAGUAUUAUUUUGCAAUUUGUGUUACCAGGACGUCACUUUUAAAGGAAUUGAAAUAGGAAUCCAAGGAAAAGAAAAAUUGAUAUGGAAACUUCUUGAGGGCUUAGAUAGAAAAUUAUGUUGUUCACUUGAUAAGCCAUUACUGUUUUGCAUAAAACAAACUUAAGCCCUGGAAAAUCUUGGUAAUUAUUCACAAAUCAUUAUUUGUGAAUUAUUCACCAAAAAAAAAGGGAAAAUAGGUCUAACAGGUAAUACAUGCCUGUUAUAUAUACAUAGAAUGAGUUGUACCAGUGAGAAUAAUACUUAUACAUAAAACUGUCUGGGUCCAAAUACUCAGUUCUUCAGUUUUGAAUUAGUAGCUUUGUCUAGUAUCUGGGUUUUCAUCUUAAAAGCAUGAGCUCUUUUGCAAUAAACUUUUUUAAUCUUCAUACACACAUUUUGCCUUAUUUGCAUUUCAGAGAUGGAUGGAGUGCUGUGGUAUUUAACCUGCCGUAGUCACCUUCUUCUCCAUUACAGUUCAUCAAGACAGUUAGCAUGUGUGACUUUCAACUGCUUUUACCAAAUCAAACUAUUUAUACAUUUCCUUUGUUAAGAAAAACAAAUAAUUAUAACUAUUCUUUUAAUCUCCCCUCAUCCUCAGUACAGCCACUGUGUGAAUUCAGGAGGGGACUUAUAAGAGUUUGAACRAAGGGAUGUAAUAUUUAAAUGCAAUUGUGCAAAAGCAAAAUGGGAAAAAAAAAGAAGAUAAAAACCUCAAGAUUGCUAUUAAAGCAUGUAAGCAUUGAUUUAAAUUUUAUUUUUUGCUAUAUGAAACCCCUGUGUACAAAUCAGUGUAGAGUUAGGAUUUCGUAAGGGAAUAAUUUUUUUCAUCUCUUGCCUAAUAGUUGUGUAUUUUAGAGAGAAUUUUCAGUAAUAGAUCUUUUGUCAAGACUGUUUUCAGAUCACAUCUUUGACUCUGGAUUCCUGUAUGAUUUUUGUCUAUUUUGUAUAUAUAAAGCAUAGAAUACUGAAAAGAUUUUAAAAGGGAACGCUGGAAUGCUUUGUCAUUGUUUUGACUGGAAAAUGGCAGCACUGUUCGAUAUUUUGAAAAUGCUCUCCAAAUAGGCAUGAAUAUAUAUGGUUGUAUUUGAUAUCACUUUUUAAAAUAAAUAUAAUUAUAGCUUCUAAUGUUUCUCUCUUAA
Malurus melanocephalus (red-backed fairy wren) is the source of this 8257-nucleotide messenger RNA. RefSeq names its product ataxin 3 (gene ATXN3). Gene Ontology annotation, biological process: protein deubiquitination. Gene Ontology annotation, cellular component: nucleus. Gene Ontology annotation, molecular function: cysteine-type deubiquitinase activity. The transcript is spliced from 11 exons. The record is from RefSeq and is a predicted model, not a curated record. Bases 2179 to 3135 code for a protein of 318 amino acids. Lineage: Eukaryota; Metazoa; Chordata; Aves; Passeriformes; Maluridae.